Habropoda laboriosa is the source of this 3718-nucleotide messenger RNA. RefSeq names its product DNA polymerase subunit gamma-1, mitochondrial (gene tam). Gene Ontology annotation, biological process: mitochondrial DNA replication. NCBI's taxonomy places the organism in Eukaryota, Metazoa, Arthropoda, Insecta, Hymenoptera, Apidae. Gene Ontology annotation, molecular function: DNA binding; 3'-5' exonuclease activity; DNA-directed DNA polymerase activity. The transcript has 2 exons. The record is from RefSeq and is a predicted model, not a curated record. Gene Ontology annotation, cellular component: gamma DNA polymerase complex; mitochondrion. The coding region runs from base 1 to 3711 and encodes 1236 amino acids.
AUGAAAUUAUACAAAAGUGUAGGAAGCAAAUUAAUAAUGAAACGUCAUUUAAUCAAUAUAUCUCAGGGGCAGAAGUAUUCUGUUUUAAACCAUAAUAUGAAUGACAAUAAACCUAGGCAAUUUUCAAACAAAAUUAUUCGUGCUAAAACGAAUGACUCUUUUCUAACCUUAACGAGAAAUACAAAUACGUAUAAUGAAAAACACGAAAAUAUUAGUAAAAAUGACGUUAUUAAAUCUUCAAGUAUUUUAUUAGAUAAAAAUCGAGUGAAUAUUAAAGAACAAAGUUCACCUAUCAUACCUAAACAUUUCGAACAAAUACUUGGCAAGCCAAUACAAGUGGACACUAAUGAUUACGAAACUACUAACACCUCAAUAGAAUCCAAAGGUAUACAAAAAUUGAAAAAUGAAAAUGAACAGAAAGAAACUUGCAAUAAAGGAACAAAUGAAAGUAAUACAAGAAUUAAUGAAAUUAACAUACAAAUGCUUUCAAAAUCAUUACAUGAUCAUAUAUUUAAGAACUCUUGUAAGCAGCAAGUUAUAUCACAGGCACAAGUACAAUUUAUAAAGAAUAAUUUACUUUUGUAUGGGAUCAAAACUGAAGAUGCACACAGAUUGCCAGAGGUUGACAUUAAAAUACCCCCUUUAGAAGGAAAUGAUAUUGAACAACAUUUUUAUAACAUUGGAGAGGCACAAAUUAAGCCUUAUAUGAAUCUUAUAAAAACAAUUAUGAAGGAUAUUCCUCAAAUGCCAAGUCAGUGGAUGUUAAAUGAAGGAUGGACAAGAUAUACCCCUGAUGGAAUAGAAACUGUAGAUCAUCCAUUAGAAGAAAGUAUUAUUUUUGAUGUAGAAGUUUGUAUGAAGGAAGGACAUUUACCAACACUUGCAACUGCAGUAACUAAUAAAGCAUGGUAUGGUUGGGUAUCAAAAUCUUUAGUAGAUGGUAUAAGUAGAAAUUUUGAAGGUAAAGAGAUUACUAUGGAUGAAUUAAUUCCAAUGGAAAGUACAGCCACUGAACAUGGAGAAAAAUUAAAUUCUUUCCAUAAAAAACCAAAAAUUAUAGUGGGUCAUAAUGUAUCCUUUGAUAGAAGUAAGAUUAAAGAGCAGUAUUGGUUGAAACACACAGGCUUAAGAUUUAUCGACACAAUGUCACUCCAUAUAUGUGUAGGUGGAAUUAAUAGCUAUCAGAGAUCAAUUUUAAACAAUAAAGAAGAGACAGAGGAAAAAUUUGACUUACAAAUGCAAACCUCACUAAAUAGUUUAGCAGAAAUUUACAAAUUUUAUUGUCACUCUAAGAUAGAUAAAAAAUCCAGAGAUGUAUUUGUAAAUGGAACUUUGUCAGAGAUCAGAGAAGAUUUUAAUUCUUUAAUGACUUAUUGUGCAAGUGAUGUGAUUGCAACCCAUAGUGUGUUAUGCUGUUUAUUUCCUCUUUUUGAGGAAAGGUUUCCUCAUCCUGUUACUUUGGCAGGGAUGUUAGAACUUGGUACAGCAUAUCUACCUGUCAAUUCUAACUGGCAGAAAUACAUAAACGAGUCAGAGUCUGUAUUUGAAGAUUUAAAUUAUGAAACUAAGAUGACUCUUACUAACAGAGCUAAUGCUGUUUGUGCACUUAUGCAUGAUGAAAAAUAUAAAGAAGAUUUAUGGAUGUGGAAUGAAGAUUGGAGUACACAUUCACUUAAGCUAAAAAAAACAUUUUUAAAAAGAAAAGAUAAGAAGAACUGCAUAGUGAAAGACAAGGUAAAAGAAGAGAAAACAGAGUCUCAAAAGUAUUUAACAGACAAUGAAGAUGAAGAAGAUCCUUUAGAGAAAGAAUUUUCUUAUUUACAAGAGACGAGAAAGUAUUUACCUUCAAAAUUACCACACAUGCCAGGAUAUCCUGCAUGGUACAGAAAACUUUGUCCUAGAAGGAACGAUGAAAACUGGACACCGGGUCCUCAAAAUAUAAGCACUUCUAUGCAAAUUGUUCCAAAGCUUUUAAACCUAACAUGGGAGAGUUAUCCUUUGCAUUACAUAAGGGAAAAGGGUUGGGGUAUCUUAGUACCUUACACUAACGACCUAAACAUUAAAUCUAAUGUGCCCUUAAAACAGCUUUUGGCUCAAUGUCCUUUACCACAAAUGAAACAUUUAUCCAAUGGAAUAAAUUAUUCAACGUCAACAUUUGACAAUAAUGUGCAAAAUGAUCUACAUAAAACUGAAUUCUGGUAUAUAAAGAAGGAAAAGCCUUGUGACGAAUUCAAUGAUAUUUAUAAAGGCACUGCACAUUGGUGCAAUAUCGACAUAGAAAACUGUUGCUACUUUUUUAAGCUUCCACACAAAAAUGGAGCAAGUUGCAACGUUGGUAAUCCAAUGGCCAAAGACUUUUUGAAUAAGUUCUCUGAGCAUGUACUAGCUGGUAAAGAUGCCAGUGCUACGGAGAUAUUGAAUAUUGCUAAAAUGGUGUCAUAUUGGAGAAAUAAUAGGGACAGAAUUAUGUCACAGUUCGUAGUAUGGUUUGAAAAUUCUUAUUUACCAAGUAGUAGUAAAAACACCAUGAACACAAUGCGUUAUGGAGCAAUUUUACCUUUGGUAGUUGCUUGCGGAACGUUAACCAGACGAGCGGUAGAAUCUACAUGGAUGACUGCUUCCAAUGCUGAUCCAGAACGUGUCGGUUCUGAACUGCGAGCAAUGAUCCAAGCACCACCGGGAUACAACAUCGUUGGCGCAGAUGUCGACAGUCAAGAACUUUGGAUUUCCUCGAUGAUAGGAGAUGCUUACUAUAAAAAAAUUCACGGAGCUACACCGUUUGGAUGGAUGACUCUGAUUGGCACCAAAUUCAACGAGACUGACAUGCACAGCGUCACUGCGAAAGCUAUUGGAAUUUCCAGGAGCCAAGCCAAAGUUAUUAACUACGCUCGAAUUUAUGGCGCAGGCCAAAAGUUUGCCGAAAGGCUCUUGAAACAAUUUAAUCCGUGUAUAACGGAUGCUGAAGCCACAUCGAAGUCUCGAAAAAUGUUCACCAUGACCAAGGGGAAGAAGAUUUAUCGAAUGAAACCUGAAUUUAAUGAUCAAUUUGAGGAUAGGGAUUAUUCGACUUACGAAGCGUACAAACUAGCAAAGUUACAUGGUAUACCUGUAUGUAAGAUGUUUGGAAAAAGCAAAUGGGUAAAAGGUUCGGAAUCUGCGAUGUUCAACAGGCUGGAGGAAAUCGCAAACAGUCCUCAACCUGUUACACCGUUCUUGAACUCUAGAUUAACUCGUGCUUUAGAAACUAAGAAUAGCGACAACAAAUACUUACCUACGAAAGUUAAUUGGGUAGUCCAGAGUGGAGCAGUCGAUUUCUUGCAUUUAAUGCUAGUCUCUAUGAAAUGGUUGAUGAAGGAUAACGUAAGAUUCUGUUUAUCGUUUCACGACGAAGUACGAUACCUGGUGCCAUCACGAUACAAGUACAACGCGGCGCUUGCCAUGCACAUUACUAAUUUACUAACAAGAUCCUUCUGCUCUUCGAGACUUGGAAUGAAAGAUCUCCCGAUGUCGGUAGCAUUUUUUACUUCCGUAGAAGUAGAUACGGUGUUACGUAAAGAGUCCGAAAAUGAUUGUACCACGCCAUCGAAUCCUCAUGGUUUGAAAAAUGCAUACAAAAUUCCUCCAGGGGAAAGCUUAGACAUAUGGUCGGCAAUAGAGAAAUCUAAGGGCUCUUUGGGUUCAUGGUACGGUACAAAAAAAGUCAAAGAGUAACUUGAGC